Messenger RNA from Henningerozyma blattae CBS 6284, 231 nucleotides. RefSeq names its product Mco10p (gene MCO10). Gene Ontology annotation, biological process: proton motive force-driven ATP synthesis. Bases 1 to 231 code for a protein of 76 amino acids. The record is from RefSeq and is a predicted model, not a curated record. The transcript has a single exon. NCBI's taxonomy places the organism in Eukaryota, Fungi, Ascomycota, Saccharomycetes, Saccharomycetales, Saccharomycetaceae.
AUGGGUGCAUCAUAUCAAAUAUUCGGUAAAGCUGUUCCCACACAUUAUAUGGCUAUUGCUACCUUGGCAACUGCAGGUGCUAUUGGUGGAUGGGCUGCUAGUGGUCCCAAGAAGCCUACAGAUACUACAACUAGCUCAGCUUCCCCCAAGGAAGAUGAUCUCGAUAUUGAAAAGUUGAUAUCUGAUUUUGUAAAAGAUCAAGACAAUGGUUCUUCCACAGCAACUAAAUAG